GCCCCCCUGCUCCGCCCGCUCUAUCUCACCGGGAGGAGUUGAUGCCGCCGUAGCCGCUGCCGCCGCCGAAGCCGGGGCUGAUGGAUGCCAGGGAGUGCCGCAUUGCUUAGCGUCCCCGCCUCCGGGUGUGCUGACGCUCUCUCCCCGCCCUGGAGCUCAGCGCUGAAGAGCCACCUUAUUAUUAAUCAGAAUUCCCACCGUUAUCCCUGGCAGGCGCAUCCUUCAGUAGAGACCGCAGAAGCAUCGCAGAGCUGGGGCUGAGAUGCGCGUGGGGGUUGUUUUUGUUACAUCUUGGAAGAGGAGAGGACAGUACCAAGAGUAGCACCAGCCGCGCUGGCUGCUAUUAGGGGUGUUUUGUUCAGAGAGAGAAAGGACAGGAAGAGGGGUGGCGGGCCACCAGAGGUCCACAUCUCUUUAAACGAAAGGGAAGAGGGAAUCAAAGUGGGGUGUUGUUUUUAGGGGGUGGGGAAAUAAGUUUAUAUCCUCCACAGAAAAGCUGCGGGAAAGGAGGAGCAACAGGGGACUGACUGAACACCAGAGACAAUUUCCUGUGAAGAAGAGGAAGCAGGCAGCAUCUAGGUGUGGAGGCCGGAGUGUGGUGGUGGUGGCAAGGGCCAGGUGUGUUGUGGGACAGUCAGCAAGGGGACGGGAAGGCUCAGGAACCAGCAGAACAAUGACUCAUUUACAAGCUGGUCUCUCUCCUGAGACCCUAGAGAAAGCUCGCCUGGAGCUCAACGAGAACCCAGAUACACUGCAUCAGGACAUCCAGGAGGUGAGGGAUAUGGUCAUCACUAGGCCGGACAUUGGCUUCCUGCGCACGGAUGAUGCCUUCAUUUUACGCUUCUUGCGGGCCAGGAAGUUUCACCACUUUGAGGCCUUCCGCCUUCUGGCCCAAUACUUUGAGUACAGGCAGCAGAACCUGGAUAUGUUCAAAAGCUUCAAGGCCACUGACCCAGGCAUCAAGCAGGCGCUGAAGGAUGGCUUCCCUGGGGGCCUGGCCAAUCUGGACCAUUACGGCAGGAAGAUUCUAGUACUUUUUGCUGCCAACUGGGAUCAGAGCAGGUACACACUGGUGGAUAUUUUGCGUGCCAUCUUACUUUCUUUAGAAGCCAUGAUUGAAGAUCCUGAGCUUCAGGUAAAUGGAUUUGUUUUGAUCAUAGACUGGAGUAACUUCACCUUCAAGCAAGCCUCUAAACUUACGCCAAGCAUGCUGCGAUUGGCUAUUGAAGGCCUUCAGGAUAGUUUCCCAGCACGAUUUGGAGGAAUUCAUUUUGUCAAUCAACCAUGGUAUAUCCAUGCCCUGUAUACAGUGAUCCGGCCUUUCCUAAAGGAGAAGACUCGGAAAAGGAUAUUUCUGCAUGGUAACAACCUAAACAGCCUCCACCAACUCAUUCACCCCGAGAUCCUGCCCUCUGAGUUUGGAGGAAUGCUGCCCCCUUAUGACAUGGGGACGUGGGCGAGAACGUUGCUGGACCACGAGUAUGAUGACGACAGUGAAUACAGUGUGGACUCCUACAGCAUGCCUGUGAAGGAGGCGGAGAAGGAGCUCUCCCCCAAGUCCAUGAAGAGAUCCCAGUCAGUAGUGGAUCCUACGGUACUAAAACGCAUGGAUCAAAAUGAGGAAGAAAACAUGCAACCUCUGCUCUCUCUGGACUGAUAGCUUCUCUACACCCUCCAUGGAUUUGAAAUGAAAGGUACCUGUUUUCAACAACAGGGCCAGCACUGUGGAGGAAUUACCAGCUGGAAACUUAUGUGUUCAUGUUAAUGUAGCAUAAUAUACAUGGCAACAGGCUUUCCCAUUUGCCUGAACCAUGGGUGCCCUGGUCUGAAUUUAAAAUAAAAGUCAAUAAUUUAUUCUGUAA
Molecule: messenger RNA, 1862 nt
Organism: Manis pentadactyla (Chinese pangolin)
Lineage: Eukaryota; Metazoa; Chordata; Mammalia; Pholidota; Manidae
Gene: CLVS2
Product: clavesin 2
Exons: 6
Coding region: 674-1657 (327 amino acids)
Cellular component (GO): membrane
Molecular function (GO): phosphatidylinositol bisphosphate binding
Source: RefSeq, a predicted model, not a curated record